Nothobranchius furzeri (turquoise killifish) is the source of this 708-nucleotide messenger RNA. The record is from RefSeq and is a predicted model, not a curated record. NCBI's taxonomy places the organism in Eukaryota, Metazoa, Chordata, Actinopteri, Cyprinodontiformes, Nothobranchiidae.
AUGUAUGCUGCCGGGAAGAAGAAAGGAAGACAGAAAGUUUCUGACCCAGGCUGGGUGGGCUGUGCAGGGUGGAGCCUGCCUGGUGUGGGAGGGGCUUUAGUUUGUCAGCUGACCAUGGAACGCCUUGGGGUUCCUCGGAGUAGCUGGUCCAGGAAGCUGGGGAGGGAAGAUGGAAAACAACCCAAACCAGGAGACCUGAUUGAGAUCUUCCGUGUCACCUAUAAGCACUGGGCCGUGUACAUCGGUGAGGGCAACGUGGUUCACUUAGUCACCUCUGAGGGAGCUUCAGAUGUCAGCACAAUGCCUCACAAGGACCAGAAGGGCACCGUGAGGAAGGAGAAGCUGAAGAACGUUGUGGGAGACUCCAAAUGGAGAAUCAACAACUACCUGGAUGAGGAAUGUCCACCUCGCUGUAACAACGACAUCGUGAAGGCGGCCUGCAAUCUUGUGGAUUCUGAACUGUCUUAUAACCUCUUCAGCCACAACUGUGAGCACUUCGCCACGGAGAUGCGCAACGGCAGGGCCGUGUCCCGACAGGUGGAGAAAGCAAAAGCUGCCGGGGCUGCGGGGCUAGCUGCUGCUGCUGGAGCGGCAGGUCUCGGUUCGCUCGCCAGCACGGCCUCACGGAGGAGAGACGGGGAGCAGAGCAGCUCUGCUCCCCAUAGUGCUGAGACGGAAAGGUGGGGCAGAGAGAGUGACAGAGGAUGA